This is a messenger RNA of Liolophura sinensis, 579 nucleotides long. Its product is annotated as tyrosine kinase receptor Cad96Ca-like. Gene Ontology annotation, cellular component: plasma membrane; signaling receptor complex. Gene Ontology annotation, biological process: multicellular organism development; positive regulation of kinase activity; cell surface receptor protein tyrosine kinase signaling pathway. The record is from RefSeq and is a predicted model, not a curated record. The coding region runs from base 1 to 579 and encodes 192 amino acids. Gene Ontology annotation, molecular function: ATP binding; transmembrane receptor protein tyrosine kinase activity. The transcript is spliced from 4 exons. NCBI's taxonomy places the organism in Eukaryota, Metazoa, Mollusca, Polyplacophora, Chitonida, Chitonidae.
AUGUAUGAUGACCCCAGUGAUCACUUAACCCCAUUUAACAGCACUCUUCCCUCCCCAGACCCUAUCCUGAUCAUCAUGGAGUACCUCCCACAUGGUAACCUUCAGGCCUACCUCCGUAAGAGCCGACCCAGCCAUCCUGGCAGUAUGAAGUACAGAACCUUAUCCUCCAGAUCUCUGAAUGCUAAAGACCUGACACAGAUGGCUUGGCAAGUUGCGAGAGGAAUGAUGCAUCUGGCAUCCCAUAACAUAAUUCACCGAGAUCUGGCCGCCAGGAACGUGCUCAUCGGAGAAAAUCGAGUAUGUAAAAUUGCAGAUUUUGGUUUGGCCAGAAACGUGAAAGAGGACAAUGUUUACGAGAGAACAUCCACGGUGCGAGCCCAUACCCAGGCCAAACCGGAGAGCAGGUAUCGCAUAAUGAGGAUGUGUUGGUCUAUCAAGCCGAUGGGAAGACCGUCGUUUGCCGACAUUGUACACAUCAUGGAGAAGUUGCUGGAGUCGAACGAGGAUUAUAUUGAGCUGAAAGAUUACAACGAAUCCGAGUAUAUCUCCAUACCCCCUUCUAGUAACGAGCUGUGCUGA